Molecule: messenger RNA, 279 nt
Organism: Alexandromys fortis (reed vole)
Lineage: Eukaryota; Metazoa; Chordata; Mammalia; Rodentia; Cricetidae
Gene: P3r3urf
Product: PIK3R3 upstream open reading frame
Exons: 2
Coding region: 1-279 (92 amino acids)
Source: RefSeq, a predicted model, not a curated record
AUGGGGCCCUCUCAGCUUGUCCGUGCCCCUAGGCCUCGGGGCAUGAGUUCCCCAUACAGAAGGCCAGGUAUGGGUGGGUCCCGGCGCAAGUGUUCCAGGAUGUUCAAGUAUAGCCGCAGAACAUACCGGCAGAAACCCCGAGGCCUAGCUACCACCCAUCUUGCCACUAUGGCCACAAACAUCAAUGACACCAACAACGCUGCUUCCACCAGUGUGUGGAUCCUCUCACCUCAAGUACUCAGACACCUCUGUCAACCUGGGGGCUUUCUGAUCCUCUAG